GUUUUGCUCUCCGCCCUCCUUUACCUCUGCAACGAUUUUGCUGUUGUUCUAAACCUCUCCUAAAAUUCCCAGUAUCAAAGAAGGAAGAUCACUCAAAUUGAAGAAUGGUUUUAUCGAACAAGAAGCUAAAGGAAAAGCUAAGGGCUGCGAAGGCCGAAUUGUUGGCAGAACAACAGGUUUCAGGGGGAGACCCAAAUCCUAAAACUGAGGAAUCACUCAAAACCAUUCUGAAAUCUGUGGCCCAGAAACCCAAAUUGUCCAAGAGAGAAAAGCGACGGGAAAAGGCGCAAUCUUUACUGGAAAUUUCUGCUAGUAUUGCGGGGGUUGGGGGAGAGAGUGGCAGUGGCAGUGGAGAUGUGAAGGGGGAGAAAGAGGGAGGUGGGUCAGAGGAGAGGAAUAAGAGGAAGAGAAAGAGGGGGGAUAACGAUGGGUUAGAGAGUGGGCAGGAAGUGAAGACGGUGGAGAAAAAGACAAAGAAGAAGAAGAAGAAGAAGAAGAAGGUGCAGAAGAAGAGUAAAGGGGAAAAGGAGGAGGGAAAUGAGGAACUGAAGGAAGGUGUGAAGAAUGGAGAAGAAGGAGUUUCACAGGCAAUUCAGGCUAGUGAAUGUAAAGAAAACGCUGAUAUCUCUACAAAAGUUUAUGUUGGAGGCAUCCCAUACUACUCCAACGAGGAUGAUAUUAGGAGUUUCUUUGAAGGCUGUGGCACCAUUACUGAAGUUGAUUGUAUGACAUUCCCAGACACUGGAAAGUUCAGAGGCAUUGCCAUCAUCAAUUUCAAGACUGAAGCAGCUGCUAAAAGAGCCUUAGCCCUUGAUGGAUCUGACAUGGGCGGACUGUUUCUGAAAAUCAAACCACACAACUCAUCUAGAGUAAACAAAGGAGUAAACAAAGUAUCAAACUUCUCCCCGGCUGUUGUGGAGGGUUACAAUAGGAUCUAUGCAGGAAACUUGUCGUGGGAGAUAACCGAGGAUGAUUUGAGGAAGCUUUUCUCUGAUUGCCACAUAACAGCCAUCCGAUUUGGCGAAGACAAGGAAACGGGGGAAUUCAAAUGUUAUGCCCACGUUGAUUUUGCCGAUAGCCCGUCUCUAAAUACAGCAUUAAAACUCGAUCAGACGAUUGUUUGUGGAAGACCUGUUAGGAUAAGUUGCGCUGUCGCAAAGAAGGGAGCGGUAACAAAAUCAAGAUCUACCCAAAGUGAUACUCAAGCAAAGAACGUUAUUGACGGUUCAAAAGCCACACCACAAAGUACUCGGGUUGACACACCGCAGAUUACUCCAGUGGACACGCCACAAAGUAAUCAGGUCGAGACACCACAAAGCAAUCAGGUGGACACUGCUGCAAUGAACGCGCUUAAUGCAAAGAUAAGGAGGCGGACGUGUUAUGAAUGCGGGGAGCGGGGCCACCUUUCUUCAUCCUGUCCCAAAAAACAAGCAGCAGAACAAGGAAACCAAGCUGCAAGCUGAUCUUGGAGGAGAUUGGUAAAUUUUGUUUUUUUCUGUUUUAUGUAGUUUGAAUACAACAUUACUCAAACAAAUCACAGAUGUUGUCUUCUAUUAGCUUUGAUCACUGUUUGAGAAGUCAAUGAACUGAAAAAUAUGUUUUUUUUUCAUUAUUGUACUAUAUGGAUUUAUUUAUUUUUGAGCCA
Ipomoea triloba (trilobed morning glory) is the source of this 1645-nucleotide messenger RNA. Its product is annotated as nucleolin 1. The transcript has 4 exons. Gene Ontology annotation, molecular function: RNA binding; zinc ion binding. Lineage: Eukaryota; Viridiplantae; Streptophyta; Magnoliopsida; Solanales; Convolvulaceae. The record is from RefSeq and is a predicted model, not a curated record. The coding region runs from base 105 to 1463 and encodes 452 amino acids.